CCCCUCAUAUAACUCAAUCGUCCACACACACAGUGGAAUCCAAGCCUUACCAGUACUUGUACAUAGCGCUGAAGAUAAUGGGUCUUCUCAGUAUAGUGACGGUGCUGUACAUGAGCGAGGUCUUCUUCCAGAAGAUCUUUGUGACGAGGCCGUGGAAGGCUCUUUUUGUGAACUCGGAUGAUGAUAUACAUCAGUGGUGGUUUAUGUGGAAACAGGAUCGGUAUUCAAUGGCGUAUGGUGUUAUAUUCGCGAGUUUAUACCUGCUCGCUCAGAGAUACAACUUGGUGGACGACAACAACCACAGCAAUCUGUUCACUCCGGGCCUCUCCCUCACAGCCACCCUGCUGGCCCUCAUCGGCCUCGGCUCCUACGUCACCUUCACCUUCCUCUGCACCAACACCUUCGACUGCAACGAGAUACACAGCUAUGUAGCAUUCUUACCCAUAAUCAGUUAUAUCAUACUCAGAAAUGUCUCCGGAGCUCUCCGGACAAAACAUUCUAACCUCUUCGCUUGGUUUGGAACUAUCACUUUAGAGUUAUUCGCAAGUCAAUCACAUAUAUGGCUAGCGGCGGACACACAUGGUGUUCUAGUAUUGAUACCGAGUGCUCCCAUAUUAAAUCUUAUUUUAACAUCCUAUAUAUUCAUUUUCACCGCACAUGAAAUACAUAAAUUGACCUCAAUAAUACUGCCGUAUGCGGUGCCCGAUGAUUGGAGAUUGGUUUUAAGGAAUUUUGCUAUAUUUCUAGCGAUUUUAGUACCGAUUGGCAUUCAUGAUGGAAUGUUCUAGCUUAGAUACCGCUUUCAUAUACAGGGUGAUUCUUAACGGGUAAACUUUGUAUGAAGAUGUCCAUUAAUCGCCCUGUAUAUUAAAGUUUUUUUGUUAUUGUUAUGUGUGAUAUUAUUUAUUAGUACAGUCAGCUGCUUAAUUAAUUUUAAUGGUAACAGAACAGAUAUUCAAACGUGAUAAAGAGAAAAAGUGAAUUAAAAAGGUACUUUUUUACUUAUUUACAUAUGUAACGAAUUUUAGAGCCUGUCCCACCACUGGCUGGGCUUAAAAAUGACGUCACUGUCAGUUAAAGGAACAAACUCCGAUAUUUCAAUCACAUAUUUUACAUAUUCGAUUGUUAUCAGACGAUUUACAAUUUGGUGGGACAGGGCCUAAGAAUUUUGUAAAGCAAACCGAUUCAUAUUUUUGUAACCGAACGUGUACAUAAAUUUCGGUAAUUAUAAAUGACUUAUUUUUGCUUCAGACUGUUCAUAAGAUAAAUUAGUACAAUAUUACAUCUGGUAACGAACAUUCCAGAAUGUACGAAACGAAAUUUUCAUACAGUGGAUGUAUAACGGUGAUUAAGAUUGUCACUUUGAUUUGUUUUGUUGUUUGUAGUAUGAAGGAAGGCGUAAAACAACGUUUUUUUUCAGUCUGCUUUUAAUAUCAAACUAGCUGUUCCCGAAAUUAUAAAAAUUUCAUUUUAUUGUUCACAUUUGUUAAAUUAUCAAAU
Molecule: messenger RNA, 1500 nt
Organism: Papilio polytes (common Mormon)
Lineage: Eukaryota; Metazoa; Arthropoda; Insecta; Lepidoptera; Papilionidae
Product: probable O-acetyltransferase CAS1
Exons: 2
Coding region: 78-788 (236 amino acids)
Source: RefSeq, a predicted model, not a curated record